AUGACGAUCUCAUUUUGCCAUUCUCUUCUUCUUCAAUCAAUUCUCAUAGUCCUCUUCAUCCUCUCGUCUUCUUCCUUCAACUCUGCCGCCUCUGAAGUCGGCAACUACAAUGUGCUCAGUUUCGGAGCCAAGCCCGACGGCAAAACCGAUUGCACCAAGGCGUUCCUCAGUGCAUGGCAGAAAGCUUGCGACUCGGCCGAAUUGGCCACCAUUUACGUGCCGGCCGGGAGGUUUUUGCUCGGAAAAAGUGUCUUCAGCGGCGAAUGUAAUAAUAAGGUUAUCUCUAUAACUAUCGACGGCACCUUGGUGGCUCCGUCCCACUACCAUGUCACAGGAAAUGACGACAACUGGAUCGUGUUUGAUAAUGUUGAUGGAGUUUCAGUUCGCGGCGGCUUGCUUGAUGGCCAAGGCACUGCUUUGUGGGCUUGCAAGAACUCCGGCGGAAAUUGCCCUUCCGGAGCCACGAGCUUAAAAUUUACCAACUCUAGGAAUAUCAUGGUCAUCGGUUUGACCUCACUCAAUAGCCAAAUGUUUCACAUAGUCAUCCAUCAAUGCCAACACGUCAAAAUGCAAGGUGUGAAGGUGACUGCCCCUGAAGACAGCCCUAACACUGAUGGCAUUCACAUAGGAGGGUCAGACGAUGUCACCAUACUCAACUCCAACAUUCGAACCGGUGAUGAUUGCAUAUCGAUCGGCCCUGGCACCACUAACUUAUGGGUUGAAAACAUUGCAUGCGGCCCUGGCCAUGGAAUAAGCAUUGGAAGUUUAGGGAAGGACGAGAAUGAAGAUGGCGUGCAAAAUGUAACGGUGAAAACGGUUAAAUUUGCGGGUACUCAAAACGGCGUGAGAAUAAAGACGUGGGGAAAGCCAAGCUCAGCUUUUGUGAGAAACGUCAUUUUUCAACAUGCCGUUAUGGUUGACGUGAAAAACCCCAUUGUCAUUGACCAACAUUACUGCCCAGAUGACCACGGCUGCCCUCAUCAGGCAUCUGGGGUGAAAAUAAGUGAUGUGACAUACCAAGACAUUCAUGGAACAUCAGCCACAGAAGUUGCUGUGAAGUUUGAUUGUAGUUCCAAGAAUCCAUGCAGCGGAAUUAGAUUGGAGGAUGUGAAGCUCACUUACAACAAUCAAAUCGCUCAAGCUUCAUGUCAGAAUGCUGGAGGCACCUCACAGGGUUCAGUUCAACCAGAAAGUUGCUUAUAAUAUUAAUUC
Messenger RNA from Neltuma alba, 1212 nucleotides. Its product is annotated as polygalacturonase-like. Gene Ontology annotation, molecular function: polygalacturonase activity. Gene Ontology annotation, biological process: carbohydrate metabolic process. NCBI's taxonomy places the organism in Eukaryota, Viridiplantae, Streptophyta, Magnoliopsida, Fabales, Fabaceae. The coding region runs from base 1 to 1203 and encodes 400 amino acids. The record is from RefSeq and is a predicted model, not a curated record. The transcript has 4 exons.